Molecule: messenger RNA, 614 nt
Organism: Rubroshorea leprosula
Lineage: Eukaryota; Viridiplantae; Streptophyta; Magnoliopsida; Malvales; Dipterocarpaceae
Source: the annotation of a GenBank genome assembly
ACAUGGAGAGCCGAAGCUCAGAGUUUCAGAGCCGAACAAACCCUAGGGUUUUAGCUUCCGAGGAACGUCAAUGGAGGCUGGAGACGAAGGCGUAGAUAGAGUGGUAGACUCAAAGGACUUGCAGCAACAAAGCAAGGCACUCGACAAGCUCACCGACCAUGUGGAGGACCGUCAGCUCGAUUCUUCCCGAGUCCAAACGGCAAUGGCGUCGAUUGCUGCAUCAAAAGAAGCAGAUUGGAAUGCUAUGAGAAUGAGAGAAAAGGAAUUGGCUGCUGUUAAGAUCAAUUCCGCUGAUGUUGACAUCAUUGCAAAUGAACUAGAGUUGGACAAAAAAGUAGCAGAGAGAACCCUACGUGAGCACAAAGGUGAUGCUGUUGCUGCAAUUAGGUCUUUGCUUCACUAGAGAUUCAUCCCAUGAAAUAAGACCUUGAUUCCCAAUUAUUGUUGUUGUUUUUUUAUUUUAGUCUGUAUGAUGAAUUUUGUUGAUAUAUGAACAUAAUUAGAUGUUGUUUUACAAUUAAGAGUAUAAACCUUGUAAAACCAUUUCUUCGUUUCUCACAUGAAAAUUUUAUUUAUAGUCUGAAUUGUAGAAAACAUAAAAAUGUUUUCUGGUG